CGCUUCUACUCGGCACUGGUGCAUCUGAUCAUAUCUCCUGGCGCUAGUUGCGUCCAUUCGCUCAGAUCCACCAUAUUCUUACCCUUUGAUCCCAUGCUUGAAUACUGAGCUGGACUCCAUCCAGGUUACUUGAUUGAUCAUGGUUCAAUCAGAAACUACGAGUCCUUAUUUCGCCGCAGCUAAGUCACGCUCUGUUGAGCAAAUGCAGCCACGGCCUCCUACGCCACCAAGAGAGUCCCCUCGGUCAGCCUCAAAGACGAAACGAUCGGUAGAAAAAGACUGUUCUAUAGACAGUGCUACCGAGUCUCUAGUGGAGCCAUCUUCGCGAGAGAUCACGCCUCCCUCUUCCUCUGGGGAUAACGCGACUGUGAAACCCAAGAAGCGUGUCGGCUGGUCCCCAUGGACAAAGUAUCAUAAGCCAGAUUCGCUAUUAUCCGUGACUCCGAUUCGAUCAGCAAUCGACCCGAAGUCUUUGAAGUCAAUUCUUAAGCCCUACAGCUCUCCGAUACCCCUUUUUGACGAUAAAAUGUCUUCCGAGCAACCCAUUCCUGAGUCAUUGCCCAAGUUGUUGGAUUCCAUCAUUCAAGCGCUUGAAUCGACCGAGCGCAGCAAGAAAAUCGACGCUUAUGUUACGUUCUCCAACGGCAUGAAGGCAUACGAUAAUAUACUAAAUUUAGCGCUCAUGGAGGAGAAACUCCCUUCCUUGUGUGUGUUCAUAAAGCGGGAUUUUGAUGCCAAGCUGGACGAGAGCGGGAAGUCUGACAGUCAGCUCAUCCAGCAAGCUAUUAAGGUAUUGACCAUCCUCGCUUGGACGCUCCGGUUGGCGGAAUCGAUGGAUGAUGGAGUGGCAUCAUGGUUUCUGCAAACCGCUAUAGACCGAGUGCAGGAUGGUCAUACACCUAAGCUCAUCGUUAAUCACCUUCUUCAUUUCCUUGCCCAGCAGCGGUUCCCACAGCGCAUUAUGACUUCUGAGAGGGCAAAUCAAAUUAUUACAGCGCUUGACAGUCUUGAUCAACGGGUUACGGGAAAAUCUAUUACGAAGGAACGCAUCGACAUCUAUUUCAGAUUAUUGUCUCAGGCUAGGCAGACCAUGCUCACGAGGGUAAACGAUUGGAUGGACAAUUUGUUUGGUGGCCUUUUGAGCAGUGUGAAGGAAGUGCGGAAUCGUGCACUAGCCUGUGUGGCGGAAAUCCCAAGAGCCCUGGGAAGCGAGAAAUCUACUGCCCGUUGCUUGAAUAACAUAUUUAGCAGGGAUACUGCGAACGGCAAACGCAUGUUUGAAUUGAUCAAAGAGCGCCUCGAACUUUUUAUUAAGGAUGGCGAGGGCGUGUUUGUUGCCCGGAUGUGGGGUGUUGUGCUUCUGCUCAUCCGAGUAACAGCAGCUGAGCAAUGGGAGUUCUUCACUCACUGGCUGCGGGUUAUUGAGGGCUGUUUUAACGUAUCAGAUAAGGAUGUGAAGGUAGAAGCCCAGAUAGCCUGGCAAAAGCUUAUAUAUGCUAUGAAUAUCGGUCCAACCACCACCCGCAAACUUUUGGAGCUUCUCUGCAAACCUCUUGGUCAGUAUCUUGACCCGAAGAACGCGUUAUCUAACACUAAGCGGCCACGGAUGGCGGCAAUGGUUAAUAUAUCAGUUCUGCUUUAUUACGGGUUUCGCCCCAAUGCCCCCCACAAGCAGCUCUCUGAAAUUUGGGAUGUCGUGGUUGUAGGUGUGCUCGAGAGGUUAGCUCUAUCCAGUAAGGAUGAAGUGGAAGGUGGAUGCAAAAUACUUUCGGCCGUGUUUGAAGGAUCUAUCCAGAAGCCUUGGUCUGAAGACCGCGUCUUGAAACCUCCUACUAUGUCACCAAACGAACUCCCGAGGCUUGACCCUAAGUGGGUUAGAUCGAAUAGCGCAAUAGUCUUGAGAACAGUCGAAACUGCCCUCCGACGCACCCCGUGGAAGACUAGCGAGACCGAGGACGGUCCGAAGCUCCUUUGGGUUAGAUUUGUCAAAGCGGUUUCCGAUGCUGGGAGUAAGGAAAUUAAAAUAUCGGGAGAUCUCAUGGAUGCUGUGGCUCAGCUUCUUGCCCUGUUCCGUCGGAUGUGGAAAGUUGGGCCCGUGGCCUUCAAUGAAACACAAGUCGGUUCCUCGGAGUCCUUCAUAAGGAAGUUCGUUUUCUUGAUUAAUGCAGCCAUAUCUGCCCUCGGGACAUUGCCAUUCACGGAGAAGCUCUUGGCUCUUGACGAGGAGAACAACUUCGCACCCGCAGCCACGCCUCCGCAUAAGUAUUCUUCUGGCAAUAGCUCUAUGAUUAUCUAUUCUCCGGUUUUGCACAUGAUCUCCAUGUUUCUUCUACCUACAGAAGGUGUAGUUCUGGAUGAAGAGUAUCACGACUGUGUUAAAGCUAUCCUCUGGAGAUGCUGUAGCUCACAGGACUCAAGAAGAAAGAAGCUAGCGCUAAUAGCUUCAUGUGCAAACUUGCUUCCAUACAAAGAUGCUGAUAUGUUAGGCCUUGGUAUGUGGCAAACGCUCGCAGAUUUAGUGGCUCUUUCGCUGCCUAUACCGACCCGGGAGAGAAUACUGCUCAGUCCAUCACCGGUGGGAGGCGAGUUCAGAGAUGCAGUGAAAGUGCUUGAGUGGGGUUGCCGUUAUGAUUUGCCAGGAUGGGAGUCACUGCUGAGUCGGCUUUGCGAAACCGUGCAAAAUGAACAAGGUGAUGUGCAUCUUGCCAUUGGGAUCAUUGACCCCCUUGCCGAAAUCAUUAGGCACCAAUCGGUCGAUUAUAAUAAGGGUCUUCAACUAUGCAAGUAUCUCGUCGACAGGGUCCAUUAUUCCAAAGCGAAACCCCACGGAGAUGGAGCCUCCCGCACACCCCUCGUAGUACUUGGGCGGAAGCCGAACACAACUGAGCCACUUGAGAAGUUAUAUGAUCUGAUAGAUCAUUUACUGCGCAAAUCUUAUUCUUCCAAUGUUGAGGGAAAGGCUCUGUCCGAGACAAUAACCUUAUUGGAUAUCCUGGGCGAUCUUUCUAGCAGGUGCCCCCCGACAUCCCUUGUAGCCUUGCUCAAGCGCACUCAGGAGGGGGUUGGUGUGUGGGUUCUUGACUUAGAUCACCUGAUUAAGACGAAGCAGGGCGAGGGUGUAGUUCAAAUGCUCAGCGCCUGGACAAAGAUCACCGACGCUAUCGUUCGUCUUCCACAGCACGACGGAAAGAUCCUCGCGGACCUAGCUACUCUCAUCAAGUGUGGCCUUGAAAGCCGGCUCAAACCCAUCGUCAACAUUUCAGUCAAGUCAUGGAACUUGACUUUUGGUGAACAGGAAUCAAUUAUCUACCCAAAGCGUGUUCGAGGGGCGUUAAAGAGACUGCGGCCUAUUGCUGAUUUAAAGCUUCCCUCGUUCCCUGACGAGUUGGAAGGUGAUAUUAUUCCAACCCCUCCACAAUUUUCUGAAUCUCAGGAAAAGUUCGAGGAACUGAUGCAAGAGAAAGAGGUUUGGAUGAGUCCAACCCCCUCGCGGUCUGGGACCUCGCCCUUUAGACGCCGGUCAAGGGCUUCUUCGCCACUAACAGGGCAAAGGGAGGGUUUAUUCAGUUCCCGCCCAAGGCGAUCACUUGGCACGAGAAAUCUACAAAACCCCCCCGCUCGCCCUAAACAUACGGAUUCUCAAAUCGAGUUUGUCGCCAUUGAAACCGACCCAGCGGAGAAAGGCAGCUCCAUUUCAAGUUCACAACUCACUGAAAGACAGAAGGAAAUGAAGGAAAGGCAGUCAGAAACCGCAGCCCUCUUCGGAAACCUGAAUGCCUAUUCCACCAGCAAGCGUGGCAGGUUACCGAAUGAUUCUGCUAAGGCCACAAGUAGUCUACGAAGCAAACGACUCUCUCGUAGUCCCAUAAAAGAUUCCGGAAGAUCGCGUUCCGGUGAAUCACUUCAAACCAGAUUCAGCCCAGCGGAUCUUCCCGAGUCACCAUUGCCCAAAUAUACUGGUAGCCCCAUGACACAGGCACCUGAAGCUCAAUCCCCUAAAGGGCCAGUGGUGGACAUUACGACUAACCCUCCCAGGGCCCAAGACACCGGUGAAAUGGUCGAUAUCAUAGACGAUGCUAUCAAUGAGGCCGAAACGAGGCAAGGCUCUAGUUCACCCUCUAUCGAGGGCGACGAUUUUGUUGAUGCCCCGGAGAAUCGCAUCUCCAGUGGGGAGGAGGUUGAAGAAGUACCUAAGAACUCGGCCGACAUAGUCGUUGAAAUAUCUUCCGUUCAAGGCAGUAGAGUUUGUGAUGAGCGAUCCCACAUAGAAUCUCGUUUCAUCCCAGUCUCUUCAGAGGAUGAAGAGAGUUCAAAAAUUAACGAGCCAAACACAGAAUCGGAUAACCCUCAAAGUCGGGAACCAAGCCCUGGGGUCCAGAUAAUGACGGAGGAACGCGCAGCAUCCAAACUUCCAGCAAAGCGCAGACGUGCAUGUUCAGGACCAAGACGACGAUCUCUUGCACGAAAGGCCUCCGAAUCCCCAAAGAAAAUAUCAGGCACUAUCACUGUUGCCGAGCCCGACGCGCCACACUCGAAGUCACCCAUGUCGUCCUACCCUGCGCAUGAGGAACAGACUGAGUCCUCGCCCCAAAAGUCCCAAUCCACUUCAAUCUCAUCUCCAUCCAAAAAUUCCAGCUCUCCUGGAAAACUCGCAACAAUUUCUACAAUGUCACCACCAACCACUAGGUCAUCUGUGAAAAAGGCUGCCAUUGCAAAACCACCAGCUUCCACUAAAUCUACGCGCAAGCGCAAGCUAGAAGCCGUCGACCACUAUGGCUCGAACAACGACGAGAACCCGAGUUUCGAGAAUUUAGCAACGCCUACACCGAAGCGUCGUAAUACCGCCAGCUUACCCGUAAGACGCACCCGAUCGUCUACCAAAGAAUCAUUCAAAAGUAAUGACAACGGUCCAGAUGUUUCAUUCAUUGAGGAGACUCAGCUCCGUGUCAAUUCGUCAAUUGAUGACUCCCAAGACCACGUCGAUGAACUUGUGGGGCCUACUCCCUACGUUGGAUCGAAGGCGCAUACCCUUUUCACAGAGGGAACACCGAAGUCCAGCCGAGGAAAGGGCCGAUUAGACUCAACCGCACGACCCGAAACUGCCGAAGAUACCCCGAAGACCCCCAAGACUCCAAGACGCCUCAAGAGGAAGUCGCUGGGUGCUCAUAGGCAGUCUCAGGAUUUUACACCCAUGGUUGAUUCAGAAAAGGAGGCGGAUGCUGGGCCAUCCAAGGGAAUUGGAGCUCGCAGAAGCUUGUCGACAAGACAACUAGAAACCCUAUCGGAGCCUACUAGUGGAGAAACUGCUAUUGAUGGAUUACAGAAGGCAUUGAGAGCCUUGGAGAGUGCAAGCCUAACGCCAGACGAAUACCGUUGGGCGGAAAAUAUCCUGUUUGACGCAUUCUCCCAACUUCGUAGGAAAGGGAGAAAGUAG
Molecule: messenger RNA, 5434 nt
Organism: Tuber melanosporum (Perigord truffle)
Lineage: Eukaryota; Fungi; Ascomycota; Pezizomycetes; Pezizales; Tuberaceae
Exons: 8
Coding region: 140-5434 (1764 amino acids)
Biological process (GO): telomere maintenance
Cellular component (GO): nucleus
Source: RefSeq, a predicted model, not a curated record